Molecule: messenger RNA, 5612 nt
Organism: Wasmannia auropunctata (little fire ant)
Lineage: Eukaryota; Metazoa; Arthropoda; Insecta; Hymenoptera; Formicidae
Gene: tyn
Exons: 12
Coding region: 1992-4109 (705 amino acids)
Source: RefSeq, a predicted model, not a curated record
UUAGUAGUUCCUUAUAGUCUCAUACAGGUGGCUGAUUUUAUUCGUAUAAAUAACACGUAAAAGAGUUAAUAAAAGGGUUAAAAUAAGAUUCAUGUUCGCAACAAUGCAUUCGUCAUUAAAAAAAUUAAACGCCAACGGCAAUUUCCGGUUCAGAACCUUAUAACGUACCGAUAACAUUGUCCGAUUAUCGGCUUUCUGUGAUACGAUAAUCUAAGUAAAUCACAGAGGGGGAAUAUUUCUCCAUUUCCUUCCUCGUUUGCGCGAAGGAUGGUAGCCAGGGACGCGAAACAAAAAGUCGCGCACUAUCGAUUUCGAGGUAUCGAGAGAAAAGACGACGCGGCCGUUUGCUAGUGCAACGUCCUAGCUAACCAUGGUGUUUGAGGUGCACGCUUGAUAAUGACAGGGCUUGCCAGUACGAUAACUGGAAGAAGGAAGGAAUUAUAGGCUAUGGGCAUCUCGUAAAUAUAAGCCGUAUAGCUAAAGCUACACUUUAACGUCAUCGCUUCUUCCUGGGAACUUCGUGAUUUUCGCUUACGCGCGUAUUUGUUGAGAGAGGCAAUUCAGCCCGCGAGAAGACUCGACGAUUGUUUUUCCGGAAGAUGAUACGCGAUAAAUUCAUAUUUGUAUUUGUCUUUUAUCCUCUCGGGAAUUGAUUGACAAGCUUUCUGAACGUGAUGAUCUUUGAAUAUUAUCUUGAUUACAUUAAAGUCUUUGAAAUAUAUUAUUAAUUAAAAAAUCUAUUUUGCAACAAAUUAUAAAAUAUAAAAUAUAGUUCUCUUUAUACAAAUGAUAACGAACAAGUUUUUAUUUGAACUCUUGAAUGAUGCAAGCAGAAAUCUCUUUCUCUUCUUAUCUAUUCGAUUAUAAUUUAUCGCGAAUAGAAAUUUUAAUAUUGUACGGCUAAUAUAUAGUAUGUUUAUCGUUUCAAUAAUAUACUGAAAAAAGUUCCAAGGCAGAAAAAUUCUGUUAGAGAUAUUUUGAUCAUCGUCACGUUGACUUUAAUAGCGGAAGAAUUAAAAGCGAUAUCCCAGCUCACUUCUUACAAACCUGCAAUGCAUUAUGUAUGUAAUGUAGCGUAACCUGUAAGGCGAUUUUUCAACACACGAAGGAUGUAAUUUUACGGUUGGCUAUCAUCGCCUUUUGUAGCGGAAGGAUUAAAAGCGAUAUUCGCGUACAAUAUUGUAGCACACCUGACCUUGCCUUAUAUCAAUUUUGAAUUAAAUUUCUUCCUGCAUGAAAUUUAGCCGCGUAUACACGCUUUAUCCUUUGCGUCAUUUUGUUCAUGAAGCAAUUCAAGCUAUAGAACGUUUUUAUUUCUUUGAGUACAGUUGUGAAAUUCAAAGCUCGGUCAAAAAAUUGAAAAGAUCAUUAAUCAGCCGUUUUUUUGAACUCGGUUGUGUCAAGCCGAAGAGAAACGCUAAUGAAAUUUAACAGCACGCAUGCAUGCGUGUCAGUGACAAAUCUACUUCAUCUUUUGUAGGAUCAUUUCCGCGUGGCCGUUUUACUAUUGUCUAUUAUUGUCACCUCGAAAAGAAUCCUAACAAUUAUUCGUCCCACAGGACUGGACCGAUCCACAUAGGAUUAUUUGGGCAUAGAGAACUCACGGACUCGAGCUCAUUGUACAAUGGACAUUCACAUACAUUUACACAUCAAAACUAUAUUCUACUACAUGCACUUUUGCGAAUGAUAAUGUAGUGCAUAGUUAAGCAAAAAGAGAAGUAAAAGAUAAUUUAAACUAAGAGGAAAAGGAAUAAGAGUAGAUUGCUUAGAUGUAUAUUUGUUAGGAAACUUUAUUAACUUGGAAACGCUACAGGCCUAAAGAAAGACAAUCAUCCACGAGGGUCUACGUCAUGGGUGAGAUUCCUACUCCGAGUGCCAUACGGUUUAUCAAGAUUCCAACACGUUUUCAAGCACGGGGAUUACCUUUCAGCAAGUUGCUUAAGGAGCUGUUGGCGGACCGCGCAAUCGUGGGCGGAUGAUUUAUAUCGCGGAUGGGCUCGUUUGCGAUCGGAACGGUAGCAGCCACGGCCGCGAGCCUGAUAUUCAUGGCGCUGUUGGCGAGCGGCAACGCUGCGUUGGCCAGAACGGCGUUCGAGAAGCUCACCGACUACGAUUACCGCGGCACUACCUAUUACAGCGUGAGGAAUCUGUCGUUGUACGAGUGCCAAGGAUGGUGCAGGGAGGAGACGGAAUGUCAGGCCGCCGCGUUCUCGUUCGUCGUGAAUCCCUUGGCGCCGAUGCAGGACACCCUCUGCCAGCUGCAGAACGAAACGGCCGCCACGAAUCCGGCCGCGCAGCCCCAAAGGGCCGCCAAUAUGUACUACAUGACGAAAUUGCAGAUAAGAUCCGAGAACGUUUGUUUGCGACCUUGGGCCUUCGAGCGCAUCCCGAACAAGAUGAUUCGCGGAUUGGACAACGCAUUAAUUUACACAUCCACAAAGGAAGCUUGUCUCGCGGCUUGCUUAAACGAGCAUCGCUUCACCUGUCGUUCCGUGGAGUAUAAUUACGUGACGCUCCAGUGUCAUCUGAGCGAUUCAGAUCGUCGAACGACGGGUCAAUACGUUCAAUUCGUAGAGGCGCAAGGAGUAGAUUACUUCGAAAAUUUAUGUUUAAAAGGAAAGGAGGCCUGUAAGGCUCAAAGGAUCUUCCAAAUGCCCCGAAUCGGCGUGGCGGACGAUAAGGUUGCACAAUACGCGGGCCUGCACUAUUACACCGAUAAGGAGAUGCAAGUCCAAAGCGAGUCCGCUUGCCGAUUAGCCUGCGAAAUCGAGAACGAGUUUCUUUGCAGAUCCUUCCUUUACCGUGGCGCACCUCAAGGGUCAGCUUACAAUUGUCAGCUUUUCCAUUUGGAUCACUGGACUCUCCCGGACGGACCUUCGACAUAUCUUAACGCGGAGAGACCUUUGAUCGAUAAUGGAGAACGAGUUGGCACCUACUUUGAGAAUUUCUGUGAAAAGGGUACCGGCCCAAUAUCAGACCCGUUGCCGGUUGUUUUCGAGACCACGGAAGAUUCUACGAUAAACAAUCUCACUCGAAACGACAUUAAUUGUGACAAGACCGGAACUUGCUACGAUGUGUCGGUCGACUGCAAAGAUACUCGUAUUGCCGUCCAAGUUCGUACAAAUAAGCCUUUCAAUGGGCGUAUUUACGCUCUCGGACGAUCUGAGACGUGUAAUAUUGAUGUUAUUAAUAGCGAUCUCUUCAGGCUCGAUCUGACGAUGAGCGGACAAGAUUGUAACACUCAGAGCGUGCGUGACGGUUUUCAGACUGGAAUAUAUUCGAACACGGUUGUACUGCAACAUCAUUCCGUGGUAAUGACAAAGGCCGACAAAAUCUACAAAGUUAAAUGUACAUACGACAUGUCCUCGAAGAAUAUUACAUUCGGCAUGAUGCCGAUCAGGGAUCCGGAAAUGAUAAGUAUCACUAGCGCACCGGAAGCACCUCCACCGAGGAUUCGCAUCCUCGACAGCCGAUCGCGAGAAGUUGAAACUGUACGCAUUGGUGACAAAUUGACGUUUAGAAUCGAAAUCCCGGAAGACACUCCUUACGGCAUUUUCGCUCGCAGUUGCGUAGCUAUGGCAAAGGAUUCGAAAAGCACAUUUCAAAUUAUCGAUGACGAAGGAUGUCCCGUCGAUCCUUCCAUCUUCCCCAGUUUCACUCCCGAUAAUAACGCUUUGCAGUCUGUAUACGAGGCCUUUAGGUUCACCGAAUCUUACGGCGUGAUUUUCCAGUGUAACGUGAAGUACUGUCUAGGACCUUGCGACCCGGCCGUUUGCGAGUGGGGACGUGAAUCCGUGGAAUCGUGGGGCAAGAGACGCAGAAGAAGUAUUGCGAACUCGACAGAGGAGAAAACCGAAGACAUGACUCUGUCUCAAGAGAUCUUGGUGCUUGACUUUGGCGAUGAGAAGCAGUCCGAUUUUCUGAAGAGUGAUGCCAGCAUAGACUUCAACGAAGCAGAUAAAACAGUGACCAUCGUAGAGCCAUGUCCAACGAAAACCUCAGUGCUGGCGCUCGGGGUAACGUGCGCUCUUCUGGUGCUCAUUUAUAUCUCCACGAUCUUCUGUUACUAUAUGAAGAAGUGGCUGACACCUCGCAAAAUGAUGCCUUAAAAAAUGCAAAGGAUUCGUUCGCGGAGCGCAUUUGCAAAAGUAAAUGGAAAAAAAAAACGAUGGGAGAGUGCGAGAGUUCACACAUACAUUCACACGCACAUACACGCAUACUCAUGUCGUAAGUUAUCAAAGGAUUCAUACUUCGCCCUUUCAUACCUUAUUGUAUGUUCAUUUUCAUUAUAUCUACAAUGGAUAAAGCGCACGCAUAAGAAGAUGGAAGAUAAAAGAUCACUAUCCGAAAGAGGUAAUCAUAUUAUCGUAACGCGUAUCGAAACUGCCCUUAAUGCAUUUAAUAUUCUAUGCAACAUCAUUGAUAAUGAUUAUAGAAAUCGAUUAUAUGAUGUCCGAGUGAAUACUGAUAUUAUCAGUAACACUGAUGCUCAUUAGUAUAGACCGACAUUUUUAAAGAAUUAUUUAAAGCUAUCAAUAAUAGAACGCGCGAAAAUAAGUCUGCAUAAAUAUUAAAAAUUACUUUGACUGACGCGAUGAAGAUUAUACGAAUUUCUUGUACUAUACAUAUAUUGAAAUGCAAACACCUACGCGAGCUCGGGACUUUCGAACGAAGAGGAUGACUCGACUCUUCUAAGCUGAAGUAAUAUUUAGCAAGGCUUACACAGCUCACGAAUAUCAUAACUUUUACGAAGGUGGCCGUAUUUUAAGACGGUCACAGAUUAUAUAAGAAAAUGCAUAAAUUGUAACAGUGCAAUAUUACAUUUUCGUUUAAUUCUAAAUAUAUUAGAUGACUGCCAGGCUUUAAUAUACAUAUUCACUUCGUGUGGACGUGUGUAUUUAACAAACUACUUAUUUUUGGCCACCAAAAUGUGCCGAAAUAUUGUUGAGAUAGCAAUCGCGACUGGAUUUUGCUGACGCGAUUUAUCUUUGACGUAUGAGGAAAGCACAAUGCUACAUCAGCGACUGUGAUUGAAAUUUGAAUGAUGGUUUGCGCAUGUCGGACUUUGAAGGUGUUUGUCGAAAAGUUGGCGACCGACUCUUUCCGCACACAUACAUACAGACACACGUAUACGUACACAUACGACAUACUUCGCGGAGCUCACUCGCGACUAAGACCACCUUGAAAAUGCAAUCAGUAGACUUUAUUUAAGAGAAUAUUCUUAGAAACAGCUAACUGUGUCCUCUAGUGGCUACUUCUGAUCGGGGUGCAAGGAGAACAGGAGCGAGCGACGAAUUUAUUUUUCGUCUUGCUCAAAGUAAAAUUUUCGGCAUUGUCCGAACGAUUGACGCAGUCCCGGGUUUUAGUUAACGGAGAUCGAUUUGUAACCCGCAUCAAGACUAGCGGUAUUUAAAGGUUCACGCUUCACUAACGUCUUUAAUGAUACAAGUAGCGUUAAGAUAGUGAUUAAGCAUAGACGAAAGAAGGGAAAAAAAAUAACCGAGAAAAUAUUUUCUUGGAUUUAGCGGAUUCUUGAAGCUGUUCGUACUUUUUACUAAAAAAUUCCUUUCGAUGAAACUUUAGUUUUUGAAAAAAAAAAAAAAAAAAAAAAA